AGGAUAACGAGCAGGGGUUAUCACGAUGUGAGAUGAUGGGGCGCAGCCCGGGUUAGCCCUUGUCAGGUUUUUAGGACUCUCAGCCCUUCGUCACAAUUGAUUGGCUCAGGUGAUUCAGCAGAGCCACAAAAUCUGGAGCCUUCCCUGCUUGGCCGUCUCGGGUCUAACUUCCUACGGCUAGAAACUCAAUCGAGUCUGGACUUUCCUAGACAGGGGAAUCAGGGGCCCUCCAACGCAGUACAUGGGACCCGUACCUACCCAAAGGAGAAGGCUCGGCCUUUACGAGUGGAAGGACCGCAAGUAAGAUCGAGUAAGGAUAGUCAUUGGAAAGCGCCGGUUACUUGGUGGUUGUGUUCGUAAAUAAAAUCACAGAUGUUCCCUCUUCCCUGCAAACUUCCCCUUUCUUUUCAUUACUCCCACACCUUCGUUUUCCACAAAAACACGCAUUCCACCUUCGACUGCUGUUGGUCUUACGUAUACAGCCGUGGUCAGGCCCUCUUUCGUUUAUUGCCAACAAGCUCUGUCUCUCGUUAAAACAGGCUCAUUAAAUAAAUACUCACCUUUAAUAAUCCACCUCCCGCCACCUCCCGCCCACUCUACCCUAACUCCUCUACCUUGUUCAUACAUAAAGACAAUUAUACACAAGAUCUGAAAAGCAUCGACAACAAUGUUCUCAAAGCUCUUGUCCGCCACCACGGUGGUCUUGGCAACCACCCAGCUGGUCGCUGCUCAGACUUCCACUGCCUGCGAUCCCACCAAGAAGACCUGUCCCGACGACCCUGCUCUGGGUACCACCGUCACUGUUGACUUCACCAAGGGUAAGAGCGAUUUGUUCACGGCCGCUGAUGGAACCACCGUCACGUACGAUGGUAACGGUGCCGUCUUCACCAUCAACAAGGCGGCCGAUGCCCCUACUAUCACUAGCAACAAGUACAUUUUCUUCGGCAAGGUCGAGCUAGUUGUCGAAGCCGCACCUGGUGCUGGUAUCGUUACCAGUUUCGUCUUGCAAUCCGACGACCUUGACGAGAUCGACUGGGAGUGGAUUGGUAGCGACACGACCCAAGUGCAGAGCGACUACUUCGGAAAGGGAGACACCUCCACCUACGACCGUGGUGGAUACCACUCGGUUUCCAACCCCCAGAGCAACUACUACACGUACACCCUCGACUGGACGAAGGACUAUGUUCGCUGGUACAUCAAUGGCCAGCAAGUUCGUGAGCUGUUGUACGCCGAUGCUAAGGGUGGCACUCGAUUCCCUCAGACUCCCAUGCAGAUCAAGCUCGGAACUUGGUGCGGUGGUGGCCCCGACUCUCCCGAAGGUACCGCUGAAUGGGCUGGUGGCCGAACCGACUUCAGCCAGGCUCCUUUCAUCGCUCACUACAAGACCCUUACCAUCACUGACUACAGCAACGGCGUUAAGAACGCUGAGAAGUACCACUGGCCUUCAGGUUCCGACGGUUCUUACUCCAGCAUUGACGUCAUUACUGGAGAUGGCAGCAGCUCCAGCGCCAGCUCGUCUGCUUCCGCUACUAGCAGCGCUAAGUCCUCUGCUACUAGCGGAUCUUCGUCUGCCACCAAGACCUCGGAGACCAAGAGCACUCUGUCGACUUCUACCGUCUCUGCUACUUCAAGCGCCUCGGCCACCUCGGGAAGCGAGUCGUCUGCUUCGUCGACUGCUACUGCCAGCGGCAACAACGACUCUGCCUCUGCUAGCUCCAGUGGCAGCGCUGCGGCUGCUAACACCAGCGCACCCGCCACCACGACAAGCGGAGCUUUGAAGACUGGCUUCAGCGUUUCCGCACUGGCUGCCGGCCUCAUGGUCGCUUUCAUGCUGUAAAUGUAUCAUGUUGGACUUUGUAACUGGCGUCCUUUUACGGCAUUGGCGAAUCGGCGAUCUGUGGUUCCCACUUCAAUGAACCGGCUAUAUUCAGUUCUUCUUUACGAUCCCUUGCACAUAAACCGAAUUUGGCCCCUUUUUGAGAGUC
Messenger RNA from Annulohypoxylon truncatum, 1985 nucleotides. RefSeq names its product glycoside hydrolase family 16 protein. Gene Ontology annotation, cellular component: fungal-type cell wall. The transcript has 2 exons. Lineage: Eukaryota; Fungi; Ascomycota; Sordariomycetes; Xylariales; Hypoxylaceae. The record is from RefSeq and is a predicted model, not a curated record. Bases 668 to 1837 code for a protein of 389 amino acids. Gene Ontology annotation, molecular function: hydrolase activity, hydrolyzing O-glycosyl compounds; glycosyltransferase activity. Gene Ontology annotation, biological process: carbohydrate metabolic process; fungal-type cell wall organization.